This is a messenger RNA of Cucumis melo (muskmelon), 1944 nucleotides long. RefSeq lists its product as uncharacterized. The record is from RefSeq and is a predicted model, not a curated record. The coding region runs from base 291 to 1853 and encodes 520 amino acids. NCBI's taxonomy places the organism in Eukaryota, Viridiplantae, Streptophyta, Magnoliopsida, Cucurbitales, Cucurbitaceae. The transcript has 6 exons.
UUACUAGAAGAAGACGAAAUCUGAGAGAAGAAGUCAGCAGAGACAGAGCUGUGCAAUGCAGAGAUGAAAUGGAGCAGUACACACUCACACACAUGCUUCUUGCUUUCCCUCUCACUCUCACACUCUCUUUCUCUUUCUGAGCUUUUGACCAUGGAUUCUCAAUCUCCAUCAAAAACCCUCUCUACCCAUCUCCCCUUUUCCUCAAAUGUAGCCUUCUAACAUACAUUCCUCAAAUCCGUUGUUUUCUUCUCCUUCUCCAAAUCCAACCAUCCACCACACUUCUUUAUUCCAUGGACUACGAGAGGAUUCUCAAGCCUCAGCCUCCCGGUGGAGGGGGGUUUUCACCUGGGAAGCUUAGGAAUAUGUUGCUUGGCUUGGAGAAGAAGAGGAAGGAGGAGGAGGAAGAGCUUGGAUCCAUUUACGAUUUAAGAUCUCAAGCUUUGCAGAUCGAUGAGGCGGGCAGUAGCGGAUCUGAUAUUUGCAAAGAUGUGGAUGUGGUCAGUGUUCUUCCGGAGUGCUCGACCUCAAUAAAGGCUGAUUCACUGGUUUCUGAGAUAGUUAGUGAGCAUAGGUUGAAGGAUAAUGCUUAUAAUUCACGACUUAGGAUGCAAGAUGAGCCUUCUUUUGAUAUUGAUAGUGGGCAGGAUGGUUCGACUUUGCUCACUUCAACCUUUGAGUUCCAGAAGUCAGAGAGGUCCGCACGAGUUCCCCUGGGACCCUUCUCUAAGCCAGCACCAUCCAAAUGGGAUGAUGCUCAGAAGUGGAUUGCUAGCCCUACUUCAAAUAGACCCAAAACAGGGCAAUCUCAGACACAAGGUGGACAUCUUUUUGGAUCACGAAAACUAGGUAUUGGUCUUGGGAGUCGUCAGCCAUCUUUGAAGGUUGUGGUUGAAGUUCCGGAUCGGAAAGUGACUUCUUUUGAGGAACCGGAUACAAAGCAGAUUGAUAGUCACGAAGCUAACAUUGGAAGUGUUGCUCAGAAGUUUGUUUGUUGGGAUGCUAAUCCAUGCGCAGUAGCAGAUUCAAGUGGCAAGCCUGCGUUGAUGAUUGAGAACUCUGUUGGAGAGUCAGCAAUUAGUCUCAGCCAACAUGAUUCAUCUCUGGCCAUUCAGACUGCAACUACAUUUAUUCCUCCUCCCACAACCGCUCGUUCUGUCUCAAUGAGAGAUAUGGGUACAGAGAUGACACCUAUUGCAAGUCAAGAACCUUCAAGGACUGGAACUCCUGUGAGAGCAACAACACCAAUGCGUAGUCCGACUUCUUCAGUACCAUCAACUCCUGGGAGAGGUGCGCCAACUUCAUCUCCUACCACUGCCCCUAUUGAGCAUGUAGAUACUAACAAAGAGUUAUCUGAGAAGGAGAUACAGUUAAAAACUAGAAGAGAGAUAGUGGUUCUCGGUACGCAAUUGGGGAAACUGAACAUUGCUGCAUGGGCUAGCAAGGAAGAGGAAGAAAAAGAUGCAUCGACGUCACUUAAAACUGUUGCAACCGAACAACCAAUUAAAAGUGUGAUAGAAACACGAGCAGCAGCAUGGGAGGAGGCUGAAAAGGCUAAGUAUAUGGCUAGGUUCAAACGUGAAGAAAUGAAGAUUCAAGCAUGGGAAAAUCAUCAGAAAGCAAAAACAGAAGCUGAAAUGAGGAGAGUUGAGGUGAAAAUAGAAAGAAUGAGAGGACAAGCACAUGAUAGGCUUACAAAUAAACUAGCAGCAGUGAGGCACAAAGCUGAAGAAAAGCUAGCAGCAGCGGAAGCGAAGAGAAACCGGCAAGCUGCAAUAGCUGAACAACAAGCAGAUCAUAUUCGCCAGACUGGUCGCAUUCCUUCUUUAUUUUCUUGCUUCUAUUGCUGCUCUUGAAAUUUGAACACUUUUUCCACUAGUUUAUGUGAAUGUAUUGUAUUGUAUUUGUGUAUACUGUUAUACAAAAUUCCAGUUCUUUUCGUCUGCA